This is a messenger RNA of Dictyostelium purpureum, 2178 nucleotides long. RefSeq lists its product as uncharacterized. Lineage: Eukaryota; Evosea; Eumycetozoa; Dictyosteliales; Dictyosteliaceae. The coding region runs from base 1 to 2178 and encodes 725 amino acids. The transcript has 2 exons. The record is from RefSeq and is a predicted model, not a curated record.
AUGCAAUUUGAACAAAGUAUAGAAAAAUUUAGAAAUAUUUUAAAUAAAAAUGAAAAAGUAGAAUCAAAAUAUGUGCCUUGGGAUUGGAUAUUUAAAAAUUUAAUUAAGCUUUUAAUUGAAUAUUCCGAUGGCAGCACCAUUACAAUUAUUAAAACUGAAUUGUUUUUAAAGUGGGGUAUCGAAGGUGUAGAGGUUUUAUUAAAUUUAAAUAAUAACAACAACAAUACUAAUAAUAUUUACAAUAGUAACAAUAAUAACGACGAUAAUGAAAUCAUUUAUAAAAAACCAGUAUCACUUUAUAUGUCAUUUAAAAGAGAGACCAUUCCAUUUGAUACAGUUAUCGAAACAAAUAUCAAAUCAAUUGUCAAAAAUGAGGAGGAGUUUAAUUACAGCGAGGAGUUAUCAAAGAGUCAUACUUGUUCUAUUCUAUUGGAAAUAGGUGAUCAAAAUUAUAUCAAUCAGUUGUGGCUCCACCCUAAAUACCAUUGCUAUAUAAAUGAGUAUUUUGGCGACUCACCUUUAAUUUCUAUUGGCAGAAGGAUUAGAUUUACAAAUACACUCCAGCAAUAUUCAAAUAUAAAAAAUAAAAUAGAUAAUAAUGAUGGUAAAAAUAAUAUAGAUAUUAAUAAUAAUAGAAAUAAUACAGAUAGUGCAAAUAAUGCAGAUGGCGAUAACAACAAUGAGAGUAAUAAUAAUAAUAAUAAUAAUAAUAAUAAUAAUAAUAAUAAUAAUAAUAAUAAUAAUAAUAAUAAUAGUAAAACUAAAUCAAAAAAAGAGCAACAGAAAAAAGAUCAAAUUAUUAUGCCAUCAAGAGUUUUAUCAUUUUUAUUGAAUGAUAUUCAAGAGUUAUCAUAUAGUGAGAGAAUGAACCAUUUUAAAUUAUCAAAUAUAUUGAAGUUAAAUAUCUUCCCCAACGAAACUACCGUAUUAUGGCUAAAGGUUAAUAAGAUAUUUAAAGUUAAACACGAAGCCAAUGAAAUAAAAUGGAAUCGUACUAUUCCCUACGAUGAUUUCUUAGGCCACAGUAUAAAACAGGUUGUAAUGCUUUCAGAAGUUAGAGAGAGUUGGAGAAAAGAUAGUGAUCAGCUUUAUCAAGUAGAGUUAAUUUUCUGGGAUGAAUUGGUUGGUUUUGCAAGGUUAUUACAAAAAAACGAAAAAAUUAGAUUAAAAGGUGUAUUUUUUAAAUCUAUAAAUGAUAAUAUUAUAACUCUAGAAUUUUUACCAACAUCAUCUAUUUCAAUUUUAUCAGAUACAUCUAAAAUUAACAAUAACAACAACAGCAAUAAUAAUAAUAUAGAUAAUAUAGAUAAUAUUAAUAUAGAUAAUAAUAGUCUUGAAGAGUAUGAAAAUAAAACCGAAAUUAAAGAUAUAAAGAGUAAUGGAAAGAGUAAUGUCUCAUUGUUUUCAAGGGUUUAUAGCGUUGACUAUUCAAACUAUCCAAAUGAAAUUAUAGUUAGGGUUAAUCAAGAAUCAAAUUUAAAUCAAUUUUUAGAUAUUCAUUUUAGACAAAGUAAUAUUGGUAUAACGUUUAAUAAAGAUAAAUUUGAAAUUGGUCAAUUGGUUUAUUUUAAUAAUUUGGAUAUAGAAUAUAACAAUGAUAAUAUAAUUGCAUUCUUUAAUAAUAAUAGAGUUAAUAACCCAUCAAAUUUUAUAAUAGUUUCAAAAAUUCAAGGUAUUUUAACUACCAAAUUUCUUUAUAAAAGUAAUUUAAAAUUAAAGGAUUUAAACAGUCAUUUAAACUCUGUUAUUUUAUCAACUAUAGUGGGCGUAAACGAAGGCAAUGAGCCAUUUUUAAAGAAGGUACAUUCAAUUUGUUCGGGUUAUGGCGAUUUGGUAUAUGAUAGUAAUGGGCAAUGUAGAUGUAGUGAAUGUAAUAGAACCAUUGUUGAUCCAUCUAGCGAAGUAACAAAUAAUUUUAAUUUAUAUUUUAAAUUAAAGGAUGGUGGUGAACCAAUCGAGUGUGCAGAAGCUAAUAACGAGGCCAACAAUUUUAAAAUUUAUGCAACUUCCGAUGUAAAUUUACAACUAUUACAAAUUAAUCAAAUGGAAUUAGAACAACUUUCAAAUGGAAAUAAAAAGAAAUUGGUAGAUUUAUUAAAAGGGUGUAUGUUUUAUUUUUCUGUUUCUAAAGUUAAUAAGAACGAGUUUAGAAUUGAUUCAUGCAUAAAUCACCAAUAA